Molecule: messenger RNA, 1758 nt
Organism: Penicillium canariense
Lineage: Eukaryota; Fungi; Ascomycota; Eurotiomycetes; Eurotiales; Aspergillaceae
Exons: 1
Coding region: 1-1758 (585 amino acids)
Source: RefSeq, a predicted model, not a curated record
AUGCUGCCCCCUCGAAACGCCAUCGGUCGAAUACCAGGCCACCUUCGACCGGUGCUGCUUCCUUUCCGGACGCCCGGUCCAAAAGUGAGGCUUCAGCCAUUCACCCACCGCAGCCGGCUGCUUCUCUCCCCGCCACCAGGCCGCCCUCAAUUACCCUUCUUAUCACCAUUAACACCCAUUCGCUCUCUCCCACCGCUAUCCAUUCAUCUCCGCCAACAUUUUGGGCGCCUCAUUUCUACGGAAAGCCGUAACCACUUCAAAAAGCGACUGUCGCGCGGCCUGAAAAUCGGCCUGUCCUUCUACGCCAUUCUAGUCCUCUUCCAGGUCAUCAAGCUCGGCCUGUACCAAGAAGAAAUCGAGCACGAAUGGCCCACCCCGCCGGAAUGGACCUGGAAAAGCCGCUGGUGCCUGCGCUCCGCCCAGGCCAUGAUGCACCCUGAGCACAUCGGCAAGCUGAUGACCAAUUGGCCCAUGGUCGCCGGGUACCUGCGCGAGCUGCUGGAGCGCCUGGAGAAGACCGACGGCGAAGGCCAGGGCCUUAUCGAGCAGGAAGACGGCGGGAUUUUCGUCGAGGGUGUCGGUCGCACGGGUCUCGACAUCUCGGCGAAGAGCGAGCCAUGGCGCCGCGGCUACUUCCAGGCUCUCAUGGGCGCGGCCAAGGCUGCAGAGAAUCUGGAUGGCUGGCUAACGGACCGCAAGCAGAAGAUCUCUGCGCCAGCGGAGUAUGUUGCGGGCCCGUCGAACCCGCGGCCGAAGCCUAUGCCUGCGGGGCAGAAGAAGGUGCCGCAGGAGGAGAACUGCGAGGCUGCGUCGCCGCCGCCGCACACGUUCUACAUGAAGGUCCUGACGACGAAGGGCUUCGACACACGGCAGAAGCUCGACGCCGCACUCGCGUAUGCGGACUGGCUUGAUUUCAAGGGGCUGGGGAGCACCGCGGGCGACAUGUACACGUGGGCGCUGGACAUUGCCGCUGGCGGCGUCGACGACGCCAGUAAGAUUGUGGAUCUGAAGACGGGCAUUCUGAAGAAUGACGGCACCGAUUUGCCCUCAGAGAACAUCCUCCGCGUCUCGACCGCCCUGGCAGUCCACAACGCGCGCGAGGGCGACCUCUCCACCGCUCUCUCUCUCUUCACAUCCGUCCUCAAGGCCCGCCGCAGCCUGCCCAUCGCCCCAGACUCGGGCGCCAACACACCCUUCUCCUUCCCGGCACCACCCCGCGCCUCCAACGACCCCAUCGCCAGCUUUGUCAAAUCCCUCAAGAAUAUGUUCUCUCCCCGCCGAAUACCCCGCCCCCUCCCCUCCGGCGACACGCCACCUCUCCGCACAUCCACCUCCGCGUGUGAUGAAGCAGGCCUGAUGACCUACAUCGGUGAGAUCCUGUUCGCCUCGUCGUCGCGCGAGCACGGGCUGGCGUGGACCCGCGACGCCGUCGAGAUCGCCGAGUCAACCAUGCUCGACCUCCGCGGCGCCGAGAACAAGCCUGCGCGGACGCGCUGCGCAGAGUGCCUCAAGGUCGGUCUGGAGAACUGGAAGACGAUGGUCUCAGCGCUCGUGGCGCAGGCGCACCAGGAACAGGUCGAGAGCGCGGGUAAAUCCCGGUCCUGGUUCGGCGGCCGCAAGCAGAGCAAGGCUGAGGAGCUCAAGCGCUGGGAGGCCGAGGAGGCCGUUCUGGAGGAUAGGAUCCGCAGGCUUUUCCCCGUUUUGGUGGGCGAGUCUGGGUUGGAUACACUGUCGCCGAACAGUUCGCUGUUUGUGUGA